AUGACGGAGAUUUUGGAGGGAUUGCCAGAAGUCACCUGCCACAUGGACGACGUGCUGGUGUUUGGUCCGAAUCGACAAGUACACGACACAAGGCUCCGUGCCGUUCUAGGGGGGAUCUCCCUCAACUCACAAAAAUGCAUCUUCGGAGUCGAUGAGAUUGACUUCUUGGGUAACACAAUAGGAAAAGACGGAAUUCACCCCAACGAACGAGCUCUGGAUGGCAUUAAGAACAUGGCAGCGCCAACGUCAAGAACGGAGCUGAGACGUCUGCUUGGCCUGGCCACCGCCGCUCACGUCAUGUUAAGCAAAAAGCAAGGAUUCGUAUGGGAGAAGCCUCAGCAAGAAGCCUUCUUGCAAUGGAAGAAGAUCCUGUCUUCGUCUCCUGUACUAGGGGUGCACGACGUCAACCGACAGAUGACGGUGUCCGGGGACGCAUCUUCUUACGGGCUGGGGGCGGCGCUCGUCCAAAGACGAGAAGAUGGUGAGCUGAUUGAAAAAGAAGGCUCGGCCCUCGCCUGGGCAUGCGAGAGGUUCCAGGAGUACCUAUUAGGAAAGCCUUUCCGUUUGGAAACUGACCACAAGCCUCUUGGAACAUUACUCACCACCGAGGUUUUGGAUGACCUGUCGCCUCGUCUCCAAAGAAUAAGGAUGAAACUGAUGCGGCAUUUGUACACCGUGGAGUUCGUGCCGGGAAAGAAUCUCGUUGCUGCUGACGCGCUUUCUCGGAAUCCAUUGAAAUCAACGAACCCGUCAGCACUUGUCCAAGAAGUCCGCCCUUACGUCAGGAUGGUCGAGAAUACCCUCCCAGUCACUUCAGCAAGCCUCCAAGCCAUUCGUAAGGAGCAGAAACGGGACAAAGUUUGCCAGGAGCUGGUAAAAUUCAGCACAGCAGGAUGGCCUUCCAGGCGGGACAUAGAUCCUCAAAUUAAAGCCUGUUGGGACUACCAGAACGUCAUCGCCCUCGAGCAUUCCUUGCUGAUGUACAAAGACCGAGUCGUUGUACCAGCAUCAUACCGCAAGCACGUAUUGCAACAACUGCACAAGGGACACCAAGGGAUGGUGAAGUGCAAAGACAGGGCAAAGAACAGUGUAUGGGGGCCUGGGAUAACACGUGACACAUCGAGCACUUCAUUCGAAGUUGCACCACGUGCACGGAACAUGCGUCGAACCGGAGAGAGCCGUUACUGUCCUCAGAGUUUCCCAGCAGACCCUGGCAAAGACUCGCCAUCGGACUAUUACUCGCGAUUUGCUGAAAUCGCCCAACUCCGGCACCUAUCAUCGGCGACGGUGAUCGAACGCUGCAAAUCAGCUUUUGCUCGUCAUGGGAUCCCAGCUGAAGUGAUUACCGAUAACGGGCCUCAAUUCUCAGGGGCACAGGCUUCCGAAUUCCGAAGAGUCGCCCAGACCUACAGGUUCCGCCACAUCACCUCGAGCCCACGUUACUCGCAGGCUAACGGGCUCGUGGAAGCGUCCGUUAAAAUAGUCAAGAACUCGAUUAAAAAGACCAAUGAUCCCUACGAGUCUCUUCUAGCAUAUCGCUCAUCUCCCUGGCCCAACGGGUACAGUCCAUCCGAACCGUUAAUGGGCCGCAGACUACGCACCACCGUACCCAUCUCGGAAAAGAACCUGUUGCCCAAGGCUCCCGAUUAUGACCAGCUGAAACAGCGGGAGGAGAAGUUGAGGUCCAACCUGGCAACUGCGUGCAACUCCCGUCAUGGUGAUCGACGACUCCCUCAGCUCGACGUCGGAGGCAGGGUGUGGAUCAUCGACCUCAAAUGCCGUGGAACCGUGGAGCGGAAGGCCAGCACGCCGCGAUCGCUCUGUGUGAAAACGAACGGGAAAGAAGUGCGCCGCACAAUAACUCAUCUAAUGAGGUACCACAACAGUGGAUGCUCCGGGGGACAGUCUGUGUCAUCCGAUGUGCCAGAGGACAGCCCUCAAGUGACUUCGUUGCCAGAGGCAGGACCUGUGAUACCGUCCACCCAAGAAGCUGCCGACAACUCAAUGCGAGAUCGUCCGAGUCCUCAUACCGCUCAGCAGAGCACUUCCGAAGAAACCGAGUGUUCUGAUGACUCUCACCAACAUACCAGGAGUGGCCGUUUUCAAAAACCACCUGAGAGACUCGUUUUGUGA
This is a messenger RNA of Ornithodoros turicata, 2133 nucleotides long. RefSeq lists its product as uncharacterized. The transcript is spliced from 4 exons. Gene Ontology annotation, biological process: DNA integration. The record is from RefSeq and is a predicted model, not a curated record. The coding region runs from base 1 to 2133 and encodes 710 amino acids. NCBI's taxonomy places the organism in Eukaryota, Metazoa, Arthropoda, Arachnida, Ixodida, Argasidae. Gene Ontology annotation, molecular function: nucleic acid binding.